CCGGCUGGUUGACGAAGCUGUGGCUGAGGAGGAAGUGAGAGGAGGAGGUGAGGUGCAGCAAGGAGCCUAUGGCAUCAGGCGUCUGCAGCACCAUGGCCCAGGCCCUGGGGGAGGACCUGGUGCAGCCUGGUGAGCUGCAGGAUGACUCCAGCUCUUUGGGGUCUGACUCAGAGCUGAGUGGGCCUGGCCCAUAUCGCCAGGCUGACCGCUAUGGCUUCAUUGGGGGCAGCUCAGCAGAGCCAGGGCCAGGUCACCCUCCUGCAGACCUUAUCCGCCAGCGGGAGAUGAAGUGGGUAGAGAUGACCUCACACUGGGAGAAAACCAUGUCUCGGCGGUACAAGAAGGUAAAGAUGCAGUGCCGGAAAGGCAUCCCCUCGGCCCUGCGGGCCCGGUGCUGGCCCCUGUUGUGCGGGGCCCAUGUGUGUCAGCAGAACAGCCGUGACACUUAUCAGGAACUGGCUGAGGCCCCUGGGGACCCACAGUGGAUGGAGACCAUCGGCAGGGACCUGCACCGCCAGUUCCCUCUGCAUGAGAUGUUUGUGUCACCCCAGGGUCACGGGCAGCAGGGGCUCCUCCAGGUACUCAAGGCCUACACCCUAUAUCGGCCGGAACAGGGCUACUGCCAGGCCCAGGGCCCUGUGGCUGCCGUGCUGCUCAUGUAUCUGCCCCCAGAGGAGGCCUUCUGGUGCCUGGUACAGAUCUGCGAGGUUUACCUCCCUGGCUACUACGGGCCCCAUAUGGAGGGUGUACGGUUGGACGCCGAGGUGUUCACGGCCCUGCUGCGGCGGCUGCUCCCGCGUGUGCACAAGCACCUGCAGCAGGUGGGCGUCGGGCCCCUGCUCUACCUGCCCGAGUGGUUCCUGUGCCUCUUCGCCCGCUCCUUGCCCUUCCCCACGGUGCUGCGUGUCUGGGACGCUUUCCUUAGUGAGGGUGUGAAGGUGCUGUUCCGCGUGGGUCUGACACUGGUACGCCUGGCACUGGGCACCACUGAACAGCGCCUGGCCUGCCCGGGGCUCCUGGAGACGCUCGGCGCCCUUCGAGCCAUCCCGCCCACCCAGCUGCAGGAGGAGGUCUUCAUGCCCCAGGUGCACAGCGUGGCCCUGUCCGAACAGGACUUGCAGCGGGAGAUCAAGGCCCAGCUGGCCCAGCUGCCCGCGUCGGCAUCUGGGCCACCCCCGAGGCCGCAGGCCCGCCUGCCUGGGGCCCAAGCCAUCUUUGAGGCCCAGCAGCUGGCAGGAACCCGGGGAGCCACCAGGCCCGAGGUGCCCCGCAUCGUGGUUCAGCCCCCGGAGGAGCCCAGGCCGCCGCGGCGCAAGCCCCAGACCCGAGGCAAGACUUUCCAUGGGCUGCUGACUCGGUCCAGGGCCCCCCGUAUCGAGAGCCCCGCCAGGUCCCAUCGAGGCUCCACCUCCUCCCUGGACACCCGAUUCUGAAGGUCCCACUUCUGAGGGUACCAGAGACUCAGGGUCCCCCAACCGCAAUUGCCUGAACGGUGGAUGCCAGCCUCCAAGUAGGCACCGCACUUUACAGCCGGGGUGGAUGCCUCAGCUUCUUUCCCGUGGACUGUGUCCGGCUCAAGGAUGAAGGAAGGUGAGAGAGUGAGGUUUUGAGGACCCAGGCCCAUCAUCCGCCCACGGAGCUGUCCUGGUGCCUGGGCCCUUGCAAGCAUCAAGCUGGCGCUGAAGGAGGGUGAGGUUAGGGGCAGAGGCUGGGCUUAGGGGACCCCAAGGCUCCUGGGGAGACCUGGAAUAAAGUCUGAGCAGAAGCCCGUAUGCAGUCAGAUGGAACGCCUUCCAGCCUCAACCCCGGACCAGCGGCUCCUUCCCCUCCGGCCCUCACUCCCCUCACAGCCCCGCCCCUCCGAGCCCAGCCCUG
Messenger RNA from Lagenorhynchus albirostris (white-beaked dolphin), 1875 nucleotides. RefSeq names its product TBC1 domain family member 10C (gene TBC1D10C). Bases 69 to 1433 code for a protein of 454 amino acids. The record is from RefSeq and is a predicted model, not a curated record. The transcript has 10 exons. NCBI's taxonomy places the organism in Eukaryota, Metazoa, Chordata, Mammalia, Artiodactyla, Delphinidae.